Molecule: messenger RNA, 2858 nt
Organism: Branchiostoma floridae (Florida lancelet)
Lineage: Eukaryota; Metazoa; Chordata; Leptocardii; Amphioxiformes; Branchiostomatidae
Product: kelch-like protein 9
Exons: 4
Coding region: 34-1947 (637 amino acids)
Molecular function (GO): protein binding
Source: RefSeq, a predicted model, not a curated record
GGAUCAGCUGGACGCAAGAAGCAUAGGUCCACGAUGGCAUCACCUGUUCCAGAUGCGCAUAUGACAGCUGAAAGGCCAGAGUGGGUAGUCCAACCCGGGCACCUGACACACCUGAAGCAGCACCUGUGCCAGCUGCAGUACCUGCCGGCACACCUGCAGCACUGCCUGACGUACAUGCAGACCGUGCUGGCGGGACUGGACACGCUGCGGAAGGAUGGGCUGCUAUGUGACGUGGUGCUGGUUGCAGAGGGACAGGAGUUCCCGGUACACAAGAACCUGCUGGCCAGCUCCAGCGACUACUUCAAGGCCAUGUUUACAGGGGGUCUACGCGAGGCACAUCAGACGCACGUAGAGCUGUUCGGACUGUCGGCUGCGGGACUGGGGAUGGCGCUAGACUUCAUGUACUCAGCCUGCAUCAGGGUUACCAUGGACAAUGUGGAAAACAUCCUGCAGGUGGCAUCCCACCUGCAGCUUACGUCCCUGUUGGGUCUCACAUGUGCGUUCAUGGAAGAACACCUCUCCGCGCAAUCAUGGCUUCUCAUAUACGACCUUGCCGACACGUACGCCCUGCCCUCGGCCAAGGAAGCCGCUCUACGGUUUGCUUUUAAGCACUUCAAGGUAAUCGCACAGAGCAAGGAGUUUCUUACACUUCCCGUGGACAAAUUACAGCUUCUUGUAGCAAGCACCAGACUUAUGGUUGAAGAGAAUGUUGUUUUGGAGUCUGUGUGGAAGUGGCUAAAGCAUGACUCUUCUAGGAUGGAGGAAUAUGGUGAUGACAUCAUCAGGCAUGUAAAGUUUUCACUCGUACCUCAGGAAAUUCUUGAAGCAUGGAAGGAUGAGAAUCCAGAAGUCAGGACAAAUGAAAAGGUGUAUGCGAGGUUAGACGAGUCUCUGUUAUACCAUAGCAAAGUCUUUGAGCAGCCCUUGUUGCAGACGGAACAGACACGCGUGCGUGCUGAUAGUGAGUCGCUGAUGAUUAUUGGUGGAGCAAAAACAACAGGGCAGUUGUCGCGGUUGAUGUGUAUUGGUGCCCUCCAAAGUGGUGACAAGUCGUUGCAGUUCAAACCAGUCGUCAGUCGGAUGAGAUCAGUUUGCUAUCACAGCAUUGUGGCGAUUGGUGGGUUUCUCUAUGUUGCUGGUGGAAUGGACCGCCCAGAUCCCAAAUGUCGCUCAGCGAGGAAAGAGGUUCAUCGCUACGACCCACGGUCCCAAGCCUGGCUGCAGGUGGGCUCAAUGAUAGACAGGAGGGCGUACUUCUACCUUGCAGUAGUAAACAGUGCACUGUAUGCAGUGGGAGGGCGGGAGGCACGACAAGCCCACAAGUCGGUGGAAAGUUAUGACUUUGCUACAAACAGAUGGACGUACCAUUCCUACCUGCCUGCGCCGCUCUACGGCCAUACAUGCACGGUACACAAAGGGCUGCUCUAUGUCUCAGGGGGGAUGAAGGGGAAACACACCAUUAACGAGUUCCUGAGCAUGGAUCCUUCUGCAGAAACUGCACACUGGACUGUCAGACCCCCCAUGGGCUCCCCUCGAGCCUACCAUGCUAUGGCCUCCGUCGGAAACAAAAUAUUCGUCUUUGGCGGGUCACAAACGAUGGGUAACACCAUCGUGAUCAAACAGCUCGUCCAGUACUUCGAGCCUGAGAGGGACCAGUGGACGUCGCUGGAUCAGCUGAUGCCCAUACCAAUGUACGGCUUCUCUGCGGUAUCACACGGACGUUUCGUGUACAUGGUAGGAGGCCAGAGUGACGCACAUUUGGGAAUGGAGACCAGGAGGCCGCUGGUGAUGUACUACAACACGGAGACAGACAGUUACAGCUGGGAGGAAGUUCAGGUCAUGCCGAAGGGGGAGCUGAUUGGGUCGGCCUGCUGCAUGCUGGAGGUCCCCAACCAUGUCAUACAGCUGUAUGCUACGGGGGGGAGGGGGGCAGCGCUCCAAGAGUGAAUGUAGUGGUAGUUCUAUGGGGUGACAUGGAAUGAAAGAUACUUGAUAGUGGAAGGUCAUGGAAAAUGAACUUGUAGGCUUGGCAAGAUGUGGAAAUUUCAUAAAAGAUCAUGAUAACAAAACUGAUAAAAUAAUAUAUACGUUUUGCCAAUGUCUGCCAAUACGCUAUUCUUCAUCCGACACAAACAAAGCAUAAAUAGUAGGACAAACCACAAAAUAGAGACAAGAAAACCAUGAUACAGCCCAAACAUUGAACAGACAUUUAUAUUUACCUCAGCAGAAAUAACACUGGUGAUGACUACUGUUUUCACAGUAUUUCAAAUGACUUCACUUAGGCACAUGUGUAGAUUUGUACAGAUAAGGAACUAUAGGCAUGAUAUUGAUAGGGAUCUUUUUCUGACCCAAGAACUACUCAAGUUCACACGAUAACCAUGCCAAACAAAGGUUGACAAUUUGACACUGCUAAAAUGUGAAAAUGUCUUUCUAAUGAUCAUGUUGUCCAUUUUCCAGUUUUGGCAAUCCAUUAAUUCAAUGCCUUCUAUUGAUGAUUCAAAUAUAUAUCACUGUAUAUGUGUGAUAAUUAUCCAUCCAUAAUUGGUAAGUGGUCUGUAUCGCCUCCAUACUGUUAGAAGAUUGGACAAGUCUAUAAAGACAGAUUCAAACAUUUGUGGUUUAUAAAUAUUGUAGUGUAAGGUUUUCAUGCAAUACUCCAUUACUGGUACUUUAUCUGAAUAUCAAAGUGAUAUUACUGAAACCAAGUUACUCUUUUCUAUGAAGACAAACAGUGUGUACAGACAGACAACUAAAACAUACAUAGUUGCAUCCUUGUUUGCAUCAAUGCAUGUAUGUUGUAAAAGUCAGCUACAAAGAAUGUACAAGAGGCACAUUAAGUUACAGCAACAAACUUUCAU